Messenger RNA from Magallana angulata, 1951 nucleotides. RefSeq lists its product as uncharacterized. The transcript has 4 exons. The record is from RefSeq and is a predicted model, not a curated record. The coding region runs from base 987 to 1517 and encodes 176 amino acids. NCBI's taxonomy places the organism in Eukaryota, Metazoa, Mollusca, Bivalvia, Ostreida, Ostreidae.
CACAACUGAACCAUACUUGAUCAAAGUAAGGAACCUAUCUUGUUUUUGUGUUAACUGUGUGAAAGGAAUAUUUGAAAAUUGCCUGAAUUCUGAUUAUGUAUCUGCUUACCAGUCAAAGAAGAUUACUUUGUUGAAAACAAGAUGCAAAUAAAGGAAAAGAGACUGUAACAAUCGAGAAUAAAGAGGCAACAAAGGAACACAUAGAGACAAUGUUGACAAAAAAAAGCGAAACUGUUGAUGCAAAGAAAGCAAUUAAAUGCUGAUAAGGAUGGUAAAGAAAACAGAGAAACAGAACUGGGAGACUGCAAGAAAACUAAGAAGACCCAAACGGAAAUCAAAGCAUCAAAGUUAAAAAGGAAAAGGUUUGAAAGGGUUGUCAAGAAAAAAGAAAAAAAUCUAAAGUAUAGUUUAUCUAAUCAGGAAAUCAGACGAGGUCCUCUGGAGGAUGUGAAGGAGGGAAACAAAAAACAGAUAAAAGUAUGCAAGGACAGUGAAGGAGCAUCUGAAGCCUAUUUGUCUAUAAUGGUAUGCCAGAGUUAUGAAGAUCUAGAAAUUGUAGCAGAUCAAUUACAGCUAUCACCCAUUUCAGAAAAAACUCCUGACGUGACGAUAACUACACACAAGAGAACUGUUGAUAAGGCAUCGAUGUCACUUGUACCAAAUGAUGAUGGCCUGGAGAAUCUUUUCCCAUGUCUAAUAUAUGGAGAUGGAAACUGCCUUCCUAGAUGUGGUAGCCUUUUUGCAUAUGGAACGGAGAAUAAACAUUUAGAUAUUCGAGCAAGAAUUGUGUUACACUUGGUGAAAUAUAAGGAAAUUUAUCUGAAUGCAGACUUUAUUAGAAAUGACAGAAAUUCCACAAAUGAUGUGCGUUCAUUUGCAAUGUUCUCUGAAUUCUUCAGUGGAGAGAACUUAAAAGACCUAGCAGUACAAAGAAUCUUUGAAAAAGAAGUCUUUUCUAUCCGAAAAUCAGACACUUACAUGGGAGCAUGGCAGCUCUUGCCAACGUUUUAAACAGACCAGUAAGAUCUGUUUAUGCUUUGUAUGGAGGGCAAACUGUUAGGAAAGAAUUAAAUAGAACAUUUUUCCCUUUUUCAAGUGAAAAGCAACAGGAUCAGGGAACUGUCUACAUAUUGUGGACAAAUUUGUUAGGUGAUUCAAUACCGGAAAACCAGUGGAAACCAAACCAUUUCGUAGUGUUGCUUCCACUUCAAGAGCCAGUGAAGCACAGUUAUGAGGUUUUGAACAAUGACGCUGGAUUGGAAGAUGUCACUUCUUUUUUUGUGACUUUUGAAAACAGCUUGGGGCCUAACGACAUGGAUUUUGAGGAAUCCGGUUCAGAGAGUAUUGAUAUUUCGACUCUAAUAUCAAACUUGGAUGAAGAUCUAUCAACAGAGAUGUCGCCUACUUUCCCUUCAUUUGAAAGGAAAGAAAAGAGCAGAACAUCUUUAGAGAGUGGUGAGCCAGUACAGAGUGAUGGGCAGAGUUAUGGGUCAAUGAAGAGUGAUGUGCCAUUGUAGAUGAAUGGGCCAGUGCAGAGAGAUGGGCCAGUGAAGAAAGAUGUCGAGAGUGACGUGCCAGUGCAGAGUGGAGUGCCAGUGCAGAGAGAUGGGCCAGUGCAGAGAGAUGUCCAGAGUGACAUGCCAGUACAGAGAGAUGGGCCAGUGCAGAGUGACGUGCCAGUGCAGAGUGACGUGCCAGUGCAGAGUGGAGUGGCAGUGCAGAGUGAUGGGUCAGUGCAGAGAGAUGGGCCAGUGCAGAGAGAUGUCCAGAGUGACAUGCCAGUGCAGAGAGAUGGGCCAGUGCAGAGUGACGUUCCAGCCCAGAGUGACGUGCCAGUGCAGAGAGAUGGGCCAGUGCAGAGAGAUGUCCAGAGUGACAUGCCAGUGUAGAAAGAUGGCCAGUGCAGAGUGACGUUCCAGCCCAGAGUGACGUAACAGUGCAGAGAGAUGGG